Indicator indicator is the source of this 1815-nucleotide messenger RNA. RefSeq names its product chromodomain Y like (gene CDYL). The transcript is spliced from 8 exons. Gene Ontology annotation, cellular component: nucleus. The record is from RefSeq and is a predicted model, not a curated record. The coding region runs from base 34 to 1713 and encodes 559 amino acids. NCBI's taxonomy places the organism in Eukaryota, Metazoa, Chordata, Aves, Piciformes, Indicatoridae. Gene Ontology annotation, molecular function: transcription corepressor activity.
AGCACCCAACUCUACCUUGUGAGGCUCCCCAGCAUGGCUUCCGAGGAACUCUACGAGGUAGAGAGAAUUGUUGACAAGAGGAAAAACAAGAAAGGAAAAACAGAGUAUUUGGUGCGAUGGAAAGGAUACGACAGUGAAGACGAUACCUGGGAGCCAGAACAGCACCUUGUUAAUUGUGAGGAAUAUAUACAUGAGUUUAACAGACGCCACAAUGAAAAGCAGAAGGAAAGCACAUUAACCAGGACAAACAGGACCUCUCCAAAUAAUGCCAGAAAACAAAUUUCUAGAUCUACUAAUAGUUCUUUUUCAAAGACAUCUACUAAAUCUUUAGUUAUGGGUAAAGAUCAUGAGUCAAAAAAUAAUCAACUCUUUUCUGCCACCCAGAAGUUCCGGAAAAACAAUCCACCAUCCCUUUCUGGAAGGAAAAAUAUGGACCUUGCAAAAUCAGGUAUCAAAAUCCUAGUGCCCAAAAGUCCAAUUAAGAGCCGGACAACAGUUGAUGGUUUCCAGAAUGAAAGCCCAGAUAAAAUGGACCAUAUAGAGCAGGAUCAGGAAGACUCUGUAGCACCAGAAGUAGCAGCAGAAAAGCCGGUGGGAGCUUUAUUAGGACCUGGUGCAGAGCGUGCUAGGAUGGGGAGCCGACCAAGGAUACAUUCCUUAGUGCCACAAUUGCCCGUGCCAGUAACAGCCACCAUUGCAUCAGCAUUAACAAUAAAUGGAAAAGCAUCUCCCUGUAUUCUUCCCAGUGUUCUUUACUUCCUAAUUUCUUGUACAUCUACCUUUAUGGAAGCAUUAGCAGCCAAUGGUACCACCAACAUCCAGACAUCUGUAACAGGAGUGACAGCCAGCAAACGGAGAUUUAUUGACGACAGAAGAGACCAACCCUUUGAUAAGAGGCUACGCUUCAGUGUGAGGCAAACGGAGAGUGCCUACCGCUACAGAGACAUUGUUGUCAGGAAGCAGGAUGGAUUCACGCACAUUUUGCUAUCAACAAAAUCGUCUGAAAACAACUCACUAAAUCCAGAGGUAAUGAAGGAAGUCCAAAGUGCACUGAACACAGCAGCUGCAGAUGACAGUAAACUUGUGCUGUUCAGUGCGGUCGGGAGCAUUUUCUGCUGUGGUCUUGAUUUUAUUUAUUUUAUACGACGCUUAACAGACGACAGAAAAAAGGAAAGCACUAAGAUGGCUGAAGCUAUUAGGAAUUUUGUGAAUACUUUUAUUCAGUUUAAGAAGCCUAUCAUUGUAGCAGUAAACGGCCCAGCCAUUGGACUCGGAGCAUCUAUAUUGCCUCUGUGUGACGUGGUCUGGGCUAACGAGAAGGCUUGGUUUCAGACACCUUACACUACUUUUGGACAAAGUCCGGAUGGAUGUUCAUCACUUACAUUCCCCCGGAUAAUGGGCCUGGCUUCUGCCAAUGAAAUGUUGUUCAGUGGGAGGAAGUUGACGGCGCAGGAGGCUUGUGCCAAAGGACUCGUCUCUCAAGUGUUUUGGCCAGGAACAUUCACACAAGAAGUAAUGGUUCGAAUUAAGGAGCUUGUCACAUGUAAUUCAGUUGUACUUGAAGAAUCCAAAGCUUUAGUACGUAACAUCAUGAAGGUGGACUUGGAACAAGCAAAUGAAAAGGAGUGUGAAAUUUUGAAGAAGAUCUGGGGCUCAGCACAAGGGAUGGACUCGAUGUUAAAAUACCUGCAGAAGAAAAUCGAUGAGUUCUGAUGAGGUGCCCAUUGACACUGGAAUUGUACAUCUUGGACAUGAGGGCAAACAAGAGAUGCCCAUUUCUAAAACCUAUAUAAACUAACCCCUGGCUCAGCUUGG